AGCCUUGGAGCAUGGACUAUUUGAAGCGCCUGAUUGUUGGCAGACCGGCGAGCCCUCAAGCGUGUGGUCAGCCAGAAUCGGCUGCUCUAAACGGCGUUUUUGCGCGCACCGCACGGCAUUCCCGGCACUCACCAGUUCACUCAAGUCUGCUGCCAUGUGCUCUGGACCAGACCAGUAUUAUUGGCUCCGUGCUUAUUUAUGAGUUUGGUUUAUUAUUUAUUUCUAAGUGGUGCCACGCACUGAUUGGCCGCGGCACUACCAUCUGGCACCGAACGAACAGACGACGCCAAUUGGACUCAAUUAGCGAUGCCCAUCAUGGAGGAGAUCCUGUACGUGUUCAAUAUCGAUCCCAAGCAGAAGAUGCGCGUGCCGUCCUGGUCGCAGGCUCACUCGGCGCUCAGCAGGAAAAAGCUGAUUCUGCAGAGCGACGACACCAAGCUGGCCAAGGUACUCACCACCCUUGACUUGACCGCUCUGGGGGUGGGCAGCACUCUGGGCGUCGGCGUCUACGUGCUGGCGGGCGAAGUGGCCAAAACGACCGCUGGCCCAGCGGUCAUCGUCUCCUUCCUCAUCGCCGCCCUCGCAUCAGUUCUGGCAGGGCUGUGCUAUGCAGAGUUCGGGGCGCGGGUGCCAAAAGCCGGCUCCGCCUACGUCUACAGCUACGUGUGCAUCGGGGAGUUUUUCGCCUUUAUCAUUGGCUGGAACCUCAUCCUAGAGUACCUGAUCGGUUCCGCUUCCUGCCUGAAGGCCCUCUUCCUCUACUUUGACAAUUUGGCCAACAAUUCCAUGUCGCACUACUUCCAGCAGACCAUGCCAAUGAUGGGCGGCCAAGUUGGCACCUACGCCGAUAUCUUCUCGCUGGUCCUCAGCAUCAUUUUCGCAGUGGCUUUGGCUUUCGGCGCCAAAGAGUCCUCGCUGGUCAACAACGUGUUCACGCUGGUCAACAUCUGCAUUGUGCUGCUGGUGAUCGUUUCUGGAAUCUUCAAAUCCGACCCGAACAACUGGAGCCGGACUGCACAAGAAGCGAUGGGAGUUGGCCUGGGGGGCUUCGCCCCCUAUGGCAUCAAGGGCAUCAUCAAGGGGGCUGCCAAGUGUUUCUACGGCUUCAUCGGGUUCGAUUGCAUCGCCACCGCUGGCGAGGAGGCCAAGACGCCCCAGAAAUCGAUCCCCAUUGGCGUGGUGAUGUCUCUACUAAUUGUCUUUCUGGCCUACUUUGGCAUGUCCACGGUGCUAACGAUGAUGCUGCCCUACUACGAGCAAGAUACCACCGCCCCCCUGCCCCACGUCUACGACCAGAUCGGCUGGACGACGGUCAAGUACGUCGUCAGCAUAGGAGCCUGCUGUGGCCUAUUUUCCAGCCUGCUGGGUGCGAUGUUUCCGCUGCCACGGAUCAUCUAUGCCAUGGCCGCCGAUGGGCUCCUCUUUCAGGCGUUGGCGCGCGUUCAUCCCAAGUUCCAGACGCCCUUCACUGGGACGCUGCUGGCGGGCGCCGUCACAGGUAUUCUGGCGUGCAUCUUCGAGCUGAGCAAGCUGACAGAGAUGAUGUCGAUCGGGACGCUGCUGGCCUAUUCGAUGGUGGCGGCGUGCGUCCUGGUGCUGCGCUACGCCCCCGAUGCCAAAAAGUCUGACGCCGACGACACGGUCACGCUGCGCUCGUUGUUCAAACGCGCCGACACCAGCUAUCCAACACGCGCCACUUCCGCCAUCGUGUCCUGGAUCAUCAUCAUCUUCUUCGCGCUGUGCUUUGUAUUGUCCGGUCUGAUGACCGGAUUCGAGGACAGCCUGUAUCGGGGUGAGCUGUGGCUGAUUGGGAGCAGCGUCGCCAUCGGCGCCGUGCUGGUUCUCUUGCUCUAUUUGGUAGCGCAACAACCCACCUCCGACGUCAAGCUCGGCUUCACGGUGCCGCUAGUGCCCUGGAUUCCCGGCGUCAGCAUCUUUAUCAACAUCUACCUGAUGACCAACAUCAAUCAGGACACCUGGCUGAAGUACGUCUACUGGAUGGCGAUUGGGCUAGUGAUUUACUUUACCUACGGGAUUUGGCACAGCAAGGAGCGCUCACCGCCACUGACUGCCUACUGCGCAACACCCAAAACGAACGGCGACAGCACUUAUUACGGUGCCACUGCGCCAGUGUUUGCUGAAGACCGUCUGUGAGAUCCGCCCUAAUUCUAAGCCUGCUCUUACCUCGCCCUUUUCUUAUCCAAGCCAAAGUGAAAUCCAAUUGCGUUUUGCGUUUGUAAACCCACACUCCAAGUAAAAGACAAGUCUUGAAGACGGCA
Messenger RNA from Dendroctonus ponderosae (mountain pine beetle), 2279 nucleotides. Its product is annotated as cationic amino acid transporter 2. Gene Ontology annotation, molecular function: amino acid transmembrane transporter activity. Bases 307 to 2154 code for a protein of 615 amino acids. Lineage: Eukaryota; Metazoa; Arthropoda; Insecta; Coleoptera; Curculionidae. The transcript is spliced from 11 exons. Gene Ontology annotation, cellular component: plasma membrane. The record is from RefSeq and is a predicted model, not a curated record. Gene Ontology annotation, biological process: amino acid transport; transmembrane transport.